Molecule: messenger RNA, 2131 nt
Organism: Phragmites australis (common reed)
Lineage: Eukaryota; Viridiplantae; Streptophyta; Magnoliopsida; Poales; Poaceae
Product: BTB/POZ domain-containing protein POB1-like
Exons: 6
Coding region: 237-1895 (552 amino acids)
Biological process (GO): response to red light
Cellular component (GO): nucleus
Molecular function (GO): protein binding
Source: RefSeq, a predicted model, not a curated record
CGGCUUCAUCUUAUUACGACGCUGCCCCUCCACGGCUCGGCUUCUUCCAUUUCUUGUUCUCUUCCUCCCUCGCUCCCUCUCCCAUCGCUAUAUCCUUCUCGAAGCUUCGCUAGGGUUAGGGUUUGGCCAGCCCCAGGAGACCACAGCGAUGGCUGCGGCGGCGGCUCAGUUAGAGAGGUGAGGUGAGGGUGAGUCGAGAGGAGGACUGUGGUUUAUUGGAAGAGGAGGAGGCGGGGAUGGACCCGGACUUCUCGCGGGCGAGUGGGGGCCCGAGCUUCGAGUUCGCCUUCAACUCGGUCAACUUCUCCGACCGGGUGCUGCGGAUCGAGAUCGUCGCCGGGGACGACGCGCCGGGGGCCAAGGGCGCCGCCGACGAGGGGUGCUCCUCGCUCGCCGACUGGGCGCGCCACCGCAAGCGCCGCCGGGAGGAGCUACGCCGCGGCAAAGAUCUUCAUGCUGAAAAACUUUUGUGCUACCACUUUAUGGCUCCAGAAUCUGGAAAGUACAUGUCGGACUCAGCAAACUGCAAAGUUGAAGCUGAGGAAUGUGAUGCUUAUGAAGAAGGCAGUGAGGAGCCUGUAGCUAUGAUAGAAGAAUCUCCACCUGAUAUUGGGCAAGAUGGUGAGGAUGGAGAAAGCAGCGACUCAUCCUGGAGUAUGGAGUGUACUCAGGUUUUGAGGGUAAAGUCUAUUUAUAUCAGUUCUGCAAUUCUUGCUGCAAAAAGCCCUUUCUUCUACAAGCUUUUCUCAAAUGGCAUGAAAGAAUCUGAUCAGAGGCAUGCGACUCUUAGAAUUACUGCUUCAGAGGAAAAUGCUCUUAUGGAGCUUUUAAGCUUUAUGUAUAGUGGAAAGUUGGCGACGAAUCAUCCAACCCUUCUUCUGGAUAUCUUGAUGAUUGCUGACAAGUUUGAGGUUGUUUCGUGUAUGAGGCACUGCAGUCAAUUGCUUAGAAGCUUGCCUAUGACCACAGAAUCUGCACUACUCUAUCUAGAUCUACCCUCCAGCAUUUCAAUGGCUACCGCCGUUCAGCCACUGACCGAUGCUGCCAAGGAAUUUCUUGCAAACAAAUACAAGGAUUUGACCAAGUUCCAAGAUGAAGCGAUGAACAUUCCUCUUGCUGGGAUUGAAGCCAUCCUAUGGAGCAAUGACCUUCAGGUGGCAUCAGAGGAUGCUAUCUACGACUUUGUGAUCAAGUGGGCUCGUGCUCAAUACCCAAAAUUGGAGGAAAGGCGUGAGAUCUUGGGAACUCGCUUGCUGCCCCUUGUUCGGUUCUGCCAUAUGACCUGCAGGAAGUUGCGGAAGGUCCUUGCAUGUAAUGAUCUCGAUCAUGAGCAAGCCACUAAAUGCGUCACAGAGGCACUUCUUUACAAAGCUGAUGCACCACAUCGACAACGGGCCCUUGCUGCAGAUGUGAUGACCUGUCAGAAAUAUGCUGAGCGAGCUUACAAAUAUCGUCCACUUAAGGUGGUGGAGUUUGAUCGACCAUAUCCUCAAUGCAUAGCGUACUUGGAUCUUAAACGUGAGGAGUGCAGCCGACUUUAUCCAUCUGGACGGAUAUACUCGCAAGCAUUCCAUCUAGCUGGACAGGGUUUCUUCCUCUCAGCACACUGUAACAUGGAUCAGCAAAGUUCCUUCCAUUGCUUUGGUCUCUUUCUGGGGAUGCAAGAGAAAGGCUCGACAAGUGUUACUGUAGAUUAUGAGUUCGCUGCCAGGACAAGACCGUCAGGCGAGUUCGUCAGCAAAUACAAGGGUUACUAUACCUUCACUGGUGGCAAGGCGGUUGGGUACCGGAAUCUCUUUGCGAUUCCAUGGCCAUCGUUUAUGGCUGAUGACAGUCUCUUCUUCAUUGACGGGGUACUACAUCUGCGAGCAGAGUUGACCAUAAAGCAACCCUAGAGAGUCGAAGGUGUGCUACUAACUGCGUCUGUGCUGCCGUGACCAAAUCUGUUCAAUGAUGGGCUUCAGUGUGAAAAAACUUGUGUGAUUCAGACGUGUUGUUUUUACUCACGCAACUAAAUAGACAAUUUGAAAACGAGAACUGAAGUCCCUUUUGUUUUUUACACCAAAAGAGGAUCAUGCCAUGUACUGCACUGCCAUUGAAAUGUGAAAAGUAAUUCCGCUAAUCAAAGUCA